Messenger RNA from Lasiosphaeria miniovina, 924 nucleotides. Its product is annotated as S-adenosyl-L-methionine-dependent methyltransferase. The record is from RefSeq and is a predicted model, not a curated record. The coding region runs from base 1 to 924 and encodes 307 amino acids. The transcript has a single exon. Gene Ontology annotation, molecular function: S-adenosylmethionine-dependent methyltransferase activity. Lineage: Eukaryota; Fungi; Ascomycota; Sordariomycetes; Sordariales; Lasiosphaeriaceae.
AUGGACUCCAACGGCACGAUCUUCGCCCGCGACGACAAGUUCUGGGACAACUACGUCAAGGGCCGGCCGCGGGUGCCCGAGUCCUUCUUCGAGCGCAUCUUUGGCUACCACAAGGCCAAGGGUGGCGCCUUUGGCACCGUCCACGACGUCGGCGCCGGCAACGGACCCUACGCCCAGCGGCUGCGCGCCCGCUUCGCUCACGUCAUCGUGUCCGACAUCGCGCCCACCAACGUCGACCUCGCCCGCGCCCGCCUAGGCACCGACGGGUACAGCUUCCGCGCCGCCAAGGUCGAGGAGGCCGACGACCUGGCUCCGGGCAGCGUCGACAUGGUCUUCGCCACCAACGUCAUGCACUUCCCGGACCCGCAGGCCGCGGCCAUGGCGGCCAUCGCCCGGCAGCUCAAGUCGGGCGGCACCUUCGCCGCGGCGCUGUUCGGUCCCGCGCGGUUCCACGACGCGGCGCUGCAGGACCUGUGGGCGCGCUUCAGCCACGAGGGCGGGCGCCAGCUGCUGCGCACCGUCGACGACCCGGACCAGACGAUCCGCGUCAUGGCGCGCACGCAGGACGGGUACAGCGUGGCGCCGCUCGACGAGGCCCUGUUCGUGCCCGGCGCCCUGCGCGUCCACCUCAACAUGGCACACGGCGGCAUCCAGGGCAUGCUGCCGCCCGAGGAGGCGCACCGGGCGGCCGCCGAGCCCGACUACACGGGUCCGGCCGACGUCGACGUGCGCGAGGACGAGUCCGGCUGGAGCUUCGAGACGGACCUGGCGGGCGUGCGCGAGCACUUUGGCUCGUUCCCCUUCAUCUCGCAGUUUCCCGACGCCUUUGUGGGCCUGUACGCCGAGCUCGACGCGCUGCUUGCCGGCGGCAAGCGGGUCGAGGGUUACUUUCCCGUCAAGAUCAUCUUGGCGACGCGGCGCUGA